GACAUUGUUGUCUAUCAGGCCGCCAAAAAGAAAAUGGUCUCUCUCCGAUUUCCAUUCUCGUUUCCUCAGCCGCCAAAGCUUCCACGCCAUGGCUUUCUCCGCCCCUCCUACGCCGUCGUCGCGGCCGGCGGCGCUGCGGCAGCAGCCGGAUUCGUCGCUGUAACUAUAAACUCGACGAACCAACAAUCCCCAUUUCUCGAAAGUGCAUUAAAUUCGCUCUUCCGAAGUCAUUCAUCGCCCCUAUGGGCUUCUCUAUCUCUGGCGGACAAUUCAACCACCUCUUCAGUUGUUGACUCCAAAACUGGAAUGUCAUUUCCGUCAGUAAUCGGAGACUCUCAGCAGCUUCUCGGAAUUGGGUUGCGGAGAAAGGCGAUUUUGGGAGUGAAGAAUAUCAAUGUGUAUGCAUAUGGUGUUUAUGCCGAUAACAAUGACAUAAAAGAAUCAUUGAGUGAGAAGUAUGGAAAACUCAGUGUCUCUGAACUACAAGAAAAGAACUUUGAUAAAGAUAUCAUGGAAGCUGAUAUAUGCAUGACUGUUAGACUUCAAAUAGUCUACGGAAGACUGAGCAUCCGAUCCGUUCGAAGUGCUUUUGAAGAAUCGGUUGGAAGUCGACUCGAGAAGUUCGGGGGUUCAGACAACAAAGAAUUGCUUCACAAAUUCACUUCCCAAUUCAAAGACGAGUACAAAAUACCUCGAGGGUCCGUGAUCGAUCUCUCCAAAGAACGAGGCCAUGUCCUCCGCACAAUCAUUGAUGGGAAGGAAGUGGGAAGCAUAGAGAGCCAACUACUGUGCAGAGCCAUUUUAGAUCUGUAUAUUGGUGAAGAUCCAUUUGAUAAACAAGCCAAACAAGACAUCAAACAAGCUUUAACUUCUAUUCUUCACAACUAAUAUAUAUAUAUAUAUAU
Cucurbita moschata (crookneck pumpkin) is the source of this 905-nucleotide messenger RNA. Its product is annotated as fatty-acid-binding protein 1-like. Lineage: Eukaryota; Viridiplantae; Streptophyta; Magnoliopsida; Cucurbitales; Cucurbitaceae. Bases 34 to 888 code for a protein of 284 amino acids. Gene Ontology annotation, molecular function: intramolecular lyase activity. The transcript is spliced from 4 exons. The record is from RefSeq and is a predicted model, not a curated record.